UAAUCCUUCUAAUCGUGAUAUUGAAGAAUUUAUCACUGGUGCCGUGUGCGAGAAGCCGCUUAAGAAACAUAUUGAUGUACUCGAUUAUAAUAUUUUUAAAAACCAAUGGUCAGGAGUAAAAACAUUAGAAACUCUCGUUGCUAAAAGCCUCAAAAUACACGUGGAUUAUUUGAUAGCAGAAUCUAAAGGGAAAGAUCCCGAUUACACUUCUAUGGUCCUAAAUCCUAUUAAACGAUUGGAUAAUAUUACAAUUAAUACCACAUUCCCGGCGGCAAGUCAUUCUCAACAUGCUAAUCAAUUGGAGCUUAAAGAGGA
Messenger RNA from Racocetra fulgida, 315 nucleotides. The record is from the annotation of a GenBank genome assembly. Lineage: Eukaryota; Fungi; Glomeromycota; Glomeromycetes; Diversisporales; Gigasporaceae.